UUGACAUUUUUCUUUAGCUGUUUGAUAAAAAACGUUAUUGACUAAUUUAAUGAUAGAUUAUGAAUAUGCAGAACGUUUCUCUCGAUAGUAUAUCCGAUACGCGAAACGUCGAUUUUGGUUGUUUACCUGUCGACACAGUAGCAGAAAAAUCCAUCACUAUUCAAAACACAAGUGGGAAACCGUUAAUAUACCGGAUUUCGCACACCUAUAUUUUAAAUAGUAUAGACAAAGUUUUCAAAGUCGUUAUAACUUCUACUUCUAUAGAUCCUUUGAAAUGCGCCCAAGUAACAAUUAUUUUUAAGCCAAACAUUCCGGGCCAAUCAUUUACUGAAUACUAUUUAAUUGAUGACAUAAUGGGAAAUAUGUAUAGAUUGAUAGUUACUGGUAAAUGUUACGGGCCGGAAGUUAAGCUAAGCAGACGAAAACUGGUCUUCAGAAUAUGCAAAAAUGUAACUGAACAAAGGAAUGAGACAAUAAACAUUAUAAAUAAGUCAGCGAUCGAUGCGCCUUACCAGUGGCUCCUACCGAUCAGCGGUCAAGGAUUUUUCCAAAUAUCAACUGGUAAUUGCGGAGUCGUUCGGGCAUUCGAGACAAUAACUGCAAAUGUAAUUUUCAACGGUUCUGCACUUGGCAUAUACACAACUGAACUUGUCUGUCUAGUUUUGCAUCAGGAGCCCAUCUUUUUAAAUGUUAUUGCGGCCGUCGUGCUCCCUGGAAACCCCCUAUAUAAUAUACAUGAUCAUGUGUUUGAGAAAAAUUGGAAACGCAAGCGAAGAUUCGUACACCUUAUGGAGAAUAGUCUGAACCGUUUGGACUAUAUACCGCCAGCUUCUGCGUUUGAGAGAUAUCUGGACUUUGGUACAGGCAGUGUGACAGACAUUACCCUAAAUAUAUCGCAGACUUUGUGUGUCACUAACCAUAGAGAGGAGGAUGUGUACAUUCUUUGGCUUUUAGAUCCUGAUAAUGUGUUUCUAAUAGAUCCCAUUGAGGCAGUAAUACCGCCUAAUGAGUCACGAUUGUUUACUAUCAGAUUUAGACCAGAUUUCGAUAACGAAGUGUAUGGUUUCCUGCUAUGUGGAGAUUGUCAGCAGAAAGUCUACGAUAGUAACAAUGAAGUUAAAAUCAAACACACGUGGUUUAGGAUACCGUGUAUCGGAAAUACUUGGUCACCGUGUACUGAAUGGACUACGGAAUGGGAUUGUCCGGUUGAGGUCGUGAUGCCACCAACAGUUCCUGCAAGAACAACGUUUGCCAAUUUCAUGCUAUCCAAUAAACAUGACAUUCCAAUGCAUUUUAAAUUCGAGGCACCACCGAAUACAAAUUAUGUUUUGAUGCCCAUGUGUGGUAUAGUCCAAGGAAGAGGUUGGCAAAUAAUAUCAGUUGCUUUAGAACCAAAGGCAUUCGGAGAAUACUGUGAAACUUGGGAUUUGAUAAUAAAUAAAGUUCAAAAGGCUCGUAUAUGCCUAUUCGGUAACGCAGAAACAAGUAAGGUUGAAGUGAUGUCACACGGCUACAGCCCGCAAGCGCACGCCUUGUACGAGUUCCCGCCUACUAUCACGGGCUGCACCAACUAUUGUACCGCAUACCUGCAUAACCUUACUAGAAUGAGUAUACAUAUGCGAGUUCUUAAUUCUGUGCCGUGGUUGGGAGCGGACAAUAACGGUUGCAUAGUAAUGUCACCAAAGGAAAUACUCCGUUUUCAUUGGUGGUUCUUUCCCAAAGAACCGAAUAAAGUCUACGAAACGACCGUCACGUGUUCCUGCAUCUGUCUUAUUGAUGACAGACCUGUCGGUGUGCCAACUGAGCUGUUUAUACGUAUAACCGGCUUUUCUGAACUUCCGGAUUUGAGGGUUUUGCCCAAAACCCUAAAUAUCCACGAUGCUGUUGUUGAAGAGAGUGUUCUAUUUACUAUAACACUGUAUAAUUAUGGAUCAUGUUAUUUCACAUCAAAACUUUAUCAUGUAAUCGACGGCAUGGGCGAUGAUCAUAGUGGAGAUAAAUUUGAAAUAGAUUCUAAUGUGAAUAGCCUCAAACCAUCUAACCACUGCGAAAUAAAAUUAAAAGUAACAGCGCACGGUGCGGGCUCCAGACAAAUAGAUAUAAAAUACACAGUGCUCUUCAGAACUGAGUUUGACGAAGUGGAGGAGAUACAGCCAAUAAAGAAAACAAUUUGCAUUGUUUGGUACGACGGUAUCUAUCCAACCAUAAAGAUUAAACGCACGAUAUCUGUGAAAUGUCCAGUGAUUCUGAGCAAUCACUGCGUUUGGAAUAUUACCAAUGUAAAAGAACUCAACAAAGCGUUGGAGAACUGUAGACCAAAUAAGCCUCUAAACGUGAAUCUGUACGCACCAGAUUUAUGCUUACGCUCUGAGCGAGUUGAGUUAAUCUUCAUAAUAGGUUGUGUGUACCGAGUGCCAGUGGCUUGGAACUUGAGAAGGGAGAAGAUAUGCGAUUGUGAAAUGGUGGAAGUACAACAGGGUAUAUCUACGUAUGUGAUGAAGCAUACGUGUGUGCAUAGGGCAUUGGUGGAACUGACUCCGAGCAAUGGAAUAGUUUCGCCCACGAAUCCAGGAAUAUUACAAAUGAACCUACAAUACUGUCUCGAAGGGAAGAAUACCUUAUGCUACGUAUUAACGAUGUCGAAUAACCGCACAAUAAACAUAUUCAUCAAUAUUUUUACGCACUUGAAAUCCAAAGGUGUUCUCACGCCAUUGCGACGAAACGUCGAAAAUAAUGACUACCUGACCAUAUUGGACUGUGGGAGAGUACCUAUUAAUAACCUAGAUCCUGUUAUACGAAUUGUAUGGCUUUACAACCCAACAGACGUUUUUACCACAUGGCGCUUACUUCGGGGAAAUACUAUAACUCCAGACACAGUCAUACGAUGCUUGCAAUAUUUCGCAGAAGUGCCUCCUUUGGACAAAUUGGCAGUACCCUUCGCUUUUAUGCCUACUGAAAUGAUCGAUUAUGAGGUGGUAUUCUUCUGCUCCUUCGGAUACGAUAUUGUCAAGAUCUUGGUGAAGGGACAAGGCGGUUUACCAAAUUGCAUUGAAACUCGAUUGGAUAUCCCAAGCUAUGUGGAACAAGUUAUUCGAUCUGCGUAUACACAAAAUAUUGUAUAUUUAUCAAAGGAUCAUAUAACUUUGCCAAUUAUGCCCACGCAUUCACUAUCAAGAGAUGUUAUAGCUAUAAACAAUGACACGGAUCAUGUUUUACGAUUUAUUUGGAUGCCGGAAAGAAUAGCGAAUAUAGUUAACAUUGUUUUGACCCCGUGGUGGGGGGUGCUGCAACCGAAAUCAUCGGAAUGGAUUACGAUGACUGUUUACACUCUUCAGGAGCCUGCGACAUUUACCACCACAAUCGCUUGCGAGAUUUUGGAUUUGACUGAGCGAAGACGAUAUCAACGCAACGAACUUCUGAGAAGGAAUAAAACAGAAAAAUGCAACCAGGAAUUCAUUAUAACAGAAGAAGGGAUGUUCCAUCCUGGUAUCAAUGAUUUCCCUCCAUACGUUUUGGAUCUUAAAAAACCACAACCGUCAUAUUUGUCUAUGACCGUAUCCGUGUCAUCGAAAGGACAACGUGACGGUGUUCCGAGAAUGCUUAUGAAACAAAUGUGGGAACAGGCACCACCGUAUGAUUUAAUGUCAUCCGAUUUUAACGACUACGGCUCUUCUGGCGCUGGUACUAGUGGAAAUAAUAUGACAGUUGCCGAUAUUAUACGUAUUAUUGAUGGAAUAUUAUGGGACGCCAUGCAUAGCAAAAUGUUUAAAUACCAUUUACAAUAUUAUUCCAAGGAAGAUUUACCUAUGUAUGGACACCUGUUAAAUGUGAUAGAAACUGAUUCCAAGCCGAAACUCAGUAGAAGGGUAACUUCAGGAAUAUGUGACGCUAUCGUUAACAAGGCUGUGUUUCACGUUUACAAUCUUAAUUCAAGACGUGAUGUUUCUAUACUUGAAGCAGAAUAAUGCCCAUUAAUUAAAUUAAAAAUAUUAUUUUGUUUUCCA
This is a messenger RNA of Colias croceus (clouded yellow), 4004 nucleotides long. Its product is annotated as cilia- and flagella-associated protein 65-like. The record is from RefSeq and is a predicted model, not a curated record. The coding region runs from base 60 to 3965 and encodes 1301 amino acids. NCBI's taxonomy places the organism in Eukaryota, Metazoa, Arthropoda, Insecta, Lepidoptera, Pieridae. The transcript has 27 exons.